This is a messenger RNA of Callithrix jacchus (white-tufted-ear marmoset), 2926 nucleotides long. It is a transcript of the gene MLPH, whose product is annotated as melanophilin. Gene Ontology annotation, molecular function: actin binding; myosin binding; small GTPase binding. Gene Ontology annotation, cellular component: cortical actin cytoskeleton. The record is from RefSeq and is a predicted model, not a curated record. NCBI's taxonomy places the organism in Eukaryota, Metazoa, Chordata, Mammalia, Primates, Cebidae. Gene Ontology annotation, biological process: intracellular protein transport.
CCCACGGCUGCGGGGCCCUCCUGGCAGAAUCCAAGGGGUGAGGGGCACUCGGUCUGCAGCAGAAAGCCCUGGGCUUAAAGUCCCAUUUAUUAGUUGGCGUUGCCACUUACUGGUCGGUGGCUUUGGUAGGGCGCGUUUCUGAGCCUCAGUUUCCCCAUCUGUAAAGCCGAAGUAAAUAGCGCUCUCCCUGCGGAAUUAGAAAUUUCGACGACGUGCUGCACGCUCAGCAAGCGGCUCCUACCCGGCCCAGAGCAGGACCUCGGCGCCAAGUCACCCGCAGAGUCGCCGCAACUCAAGCGAAUCGCAGCUGUGUGGUCAACCUUCCCCUCCCCGCCGCCGUCUUUCUCCCCAGACUGGCUUGGGGACGAGUAUCCAGGGCUCUCCCUGGCAGGGGCACCUCCAGCGCGGGCGCCCCAGGUGUCCGCCCCGCCCUCGGCCCUGCCGGGCGUCCGACGGGCCUGUGCUCCCGGAGCUGGGCGGGGCGCAGCCCAUGUGGUUCGGGCGGGAGGCGCCGGGACCUGGCCAGUGGCCCGUCUGCCCGGGAGAGCCUGGCGCGAGCCAGCCGCCCUGCUCCCCGCGCGCUACUUGGCCCCAUCAUCCAACCUUGCCUCGGCGCCCGGACCUGACGCCGCCCUGCUUCGUCGUCCCCCGGAGAGGGUCCGGCUUCCAGGACUGACGACCGUGAUCCUGUGACAUUCUAGGUGUGACCCCGACAAGAAGCAGAAAUGGGGAAGAAACUGGAUCUUUCCAAGCUCACUGAUGAAGAGGCCCAGCACGUCUUGGAAGUUGUGCAACGAGACUUUGACCUCCGAAGGAAAGAAGAGGAAAGACUAGAGGGGUUGAAGGGCAAGAUUAAGAAGGAAAGCUCCAAGAGGGAGCUGCUUUCCGACACUGCCCAUCUGAACGAGACCCACUGUGCCCACUGCCUGCAGCCCUACCGGCUGCUUGUGAACAGCAAAAGGCAGUGCCUGGAAUGUGGCCUCUUCACCUGCAAAGGCUGUGGCUGCCUCCACCCAGAGGAGCAGGGCUGGCUCUGUGACCCCUGCCAUCUGGCCAGAGUUGUGAAGAUCAGCUCACUGGAGUGGUACUAUGAGCACGUGAAAGCCCGCUUCAAGAGGUUCGGAAGUGCCAAAGUGAUCCGGUCCCUCUGGGGGCGGCUGCAGAGUGGAGCUGGGCCUGAGCCAGUCUCUGAAGAGAGAAGUGGAGACAGCGAGCAGACGGAUGAGGAUGGAAAGCAGGACUCAGAGGCCCAGGUCCAGCCCUUUGGCAGCAAAAAAAAGCGCCUCCUCUCCAUCCAUGACUUCGACUUCGAGGGAGACUCAGAUGACUCCAGUCAGCCUCAAGGUCACUCCCUGCACCUGCCCUCAGUCCCUGCAACCAUGGACAGCCUGCAGUCCCUCACAGAUGAGUCCUGCUCAGAGAAGGCAGUCCCCCAGAAGGCUGAGGGCCUGGAGGAGGUGGACGCUGGGGCCUCUGGGUGCCAUCUCCAUCCAGAAGAGCAGCCGACACGCAUCUCACCUUCUGGACACGGUGCCCUCGCUGAGCUCUCCCUGCCUGGAGGCUCCCACGGGCUGGCCCUGGGGACUGCUGCUGCACUAGGGCCAAAUGUCAUCAGGAAGGAGCAGCUGCCCCUGCAGUACUUGGCUGAUGUGGAUACCUCCGACGAGGAAAGCAUCUGGGCUCACAUGGCGUCCCCCCAUCAUUCCAAGCGGAGAGGCCGGGCAUCCUCUGAGAGUCAGAUCUUUGAGCUGAAUAAGCGUAUUUCAGCUGUGGAAUGCCUGCUGACCCACCUGGAAAACACAGUUGUGCCUCCCUUGGCCAAGGGUGUAGGUGCUGGAGUGCACACGGAGGCUGAUGUGGAGGAGGAGACCCUGAGGAGGAAGCUGGAGGAGCUGACCAGCAACGUCAGUGAUGAGGGGCCCUCGUCUGAGGAAGAGGAGACCAAGGACGAAAAGGCAGAGCCCGACAGGGGCACCUCAGUUGGGACCCUCCCCCAUGCAGACUCAGAGGUGGGCACAGCUGCCCAUCAAACCAACAGACAGGAAAAGAGCCGCCAGGGCCCUGAGGACCCCGUCCAGCACAACAGGACCACAGAUGAGGCGCUGUCGGAGCUGGAGGACAGAGUGGCAGUGACAGUCUCAGAAGUCCAGCAGGCAGAGAGCGAGGUUUCAGACAUCGAAUCCAGGAUUGCAGCCCUGAGGGCUGCGGGGCUCACAGUGAAGCCCUCGGGAAAGCCCCGGAGGAGGUCAAACCUCCCGAUAUUUCUUCCUCGAGUGGCUGGGAAAGUUGGAAAGAGACCAGAGGAUCCAAAUGGAGACCCUUCGAAUGAGGCCAAGGCGACAGCUGUGCCCUAUCUUCUAAGAAGAAAGUUCAGUAAUUCCCUGAGAAGUCAAGGCAAAGGUGAUGAUUCUUUUGAUCGGAAAUCAGUGUACCGAGGCUCCCUGACACAGAGGAACCCCAACGGGAGGAAAGGGAUGGCCGGCCACACCUUCGCGAAACCUGUGGUGGCGCAGCAGCCCUAACAGGAGACAGGACAGAGCGACAGAGCAGCCCUGCACUCUUACGCCUCCUCUGUGGCCCUCCUGUCCCUCAUUGGCUCUGUGCUUUCCACUGUACACAGUCACCAUCCCAGUGAGAAAUGAGAAGGAACACCCCUCCACGUGGACUCCCACCUGCAAGAGGACAGCAGCACUCAGUCCUGCACGCUCACCUGGGUUUACUGACGACUCCUGGCUGUCCCACCAGCCUCUCUGAUCUAUGAGAAACAGCUGAGCUGCUGUGACUUCCCUUUAGGACAAUGUUGUGUAAACCUUUGAAGGACACACAGAAGACCAUUUUACUGUGUUCUUUUACCCUUUUCACUCUUGGCUUUCUUUUGUUGCUUUCAUGAAUGGAAUGGAAAAAAGAUGACUGAGUUAAGGCACCA